UAAGUGAGGAAGCAAGAGAGCGUCAAACUGUGAUUGCAUAGGGUGGUGGAUUAGGGGGAAAAUAUUUAAUGCGCGACAGCUUAGAGUGCGGCUCGUCUAGUCCACGUUUGUAACCUGUUUGCAUCAUGUCGAAGAAUACUGUGUCCGAUCGAUUCCGGAAAGUGGAUGUGGAUGAAUACGACGAGAACAAGUUUGUCGACGAGGAGGAUGGAGGAGAGAACCAGCUGGGUCCGGAUGAGGCAGAAGUGGAUUCUCUUAUCAGACAAGGGAACCUCAUGGAAGCUUUGCAGGCAGUCCUCAAAAACCCACCAAUCAAUACUAAGAACCAGAAUGUCAAGGACCGUGCUGAGGGGCUAGUGCUCAAGGUUCUCAGUGCCUUCAAAGCCAGUGACGUAGAGAAGGGAGUGCAGUCGCUGGACAAGAAUGGCGUGGACCUGCUGAUGAAGUACAUCUACAAGGGCUUCGAGCGGCCAUCGGAGAACAGCAGUGCCAUCCUCCUGCAGUGGCAUGAGAAGGCUCUCUCUGCAGGAGGAGUAGGCUGUAUCGUAAGGGUGCUGACUGCCAGGAAAACAGUCUAAGCGGCCGUGCCUGAUCUUCCGACCUUUCAGACGGAGAAGCGAGAGCAGCACCUGUUGGUGCAUCCAGAACAAGGAGACGACUCCCCCGCUGCUGCAGACAGCCCAAUCUUUUGAUGCUUUUUAUUUAUCCAGACUGACCCUCUCUCCCGCUUUCUCCUCAUCUCUUUAUCUUGCUCACACAAAGUGCGCACGCGCACACACACACAUAUAUUGGUGCCAUUAACUUUAUGGUAGAUUUAGCUUCUCUCAGGAAAAAUCUUAAGGCUCUUCACUUUAAGAAUCCAAGUAGCUCAUUACAAUUUUAUACAAAAAAAACUUUUCUAUGAUUUAAAGUUUCUGCCAUUAUACUUCCUAAGGAGACCUUGCCCUCAGUACAUGUGUAUUUGUUUUUUCCUGCUGGUUGACUUGACAUGUGGUCAUUAGGUUCAAAUGCCCAGCCACAGACUGGGGCAAGCAUCUUGAAUGCUAGUGUGACAUCAGCUGGGCCUGAUUAGGCCCACAGUUCUGCUGGGCUACCUCUCACUCCUACCUUGUCCUGCCCUUUAAUACCAGCUCAUCAUCAGUAUUCAUUCUUAAAAUGACCAAAGGGCAUUAGCUGCUUUCUACACAACAGGAACAUAUUUCAGCAUUUUCCACUGUGCAAUACAAAUUAAGCAUAUAGCAAAAUCUCCACGUACUGACUGACCACUGUUGUUAUUCUCCUAGGCAGAUUUAUGAAGCUUUCUUAUGAAGUCACUCUCAGUGCAGAUCUUACCUACUUGUGUCCUAGGAAGCAGCCAUUUCCCUAAUCCUGUUCUUCGCUAAUGCUCUCAUUGCUUAUUGAUUUUGUUGGUCGUAUUAACUUUCAUCUUUUACAAUAUUUGUAUUUGUCUUAAGCCAUGGUUCUACUUAGCACUAACUGCAAGUCUGUAAAGUCAUUGUUGAUUUGACCAUAACAGUUUGUCUUCUAAAUCAUGUUUUCAAUUGUUUGUAAUGAGAUAUCCCUGUUUAAAAGUAGACUAUCACUGUCUAAAAUUCAUUUAAGAACUAGUGAAUGCAAAAUUUACCUGGACAAAUGGACCUGUCUCUUUGAUGCAAAGUGCGGACAGUCUACAAACUAAACUGGUGUGAAAACUGCCUUACUAAAUAUUACUUUUUAAUGUUUGUUCUUUUGAAAUGAAAUAAAGAUUUAUACAUACAA
This is a messenger RNA of Electrophorus electricus (electric eel), 1758 nucleotides long. The record is from RefSeq and is a predicted model, not a curated record. Lineage: Eukaryota; Metazoa; Chordata; Actinopteri; Gymnotiformes; Gymnotidae.